AUGUCCGGUCCCCAUCUCUCCAAUGAUGAGUUCUUCGCCGCCCUAAAAGCACUCCUAACAACCCAAUCCACAAAAGCGCGCGGCUCCAUAUUCCUCACACAAAAGCGGCUACCUAUCAGCACAACCACCGCCACUGCCUCCCCCUCCCCUACACAGUCAGAAGAUACCACAGCAGCCCUACCGUCGACAUCACCAGUACCCGCACCCAUGCCCGUCCUCGUCCGCGCCACAAACGGACGACACAAAGGGGCCAAGUCGAAGGUGUCGACGAUCAUUCAGCCGGAUGAUAUUGAGGGGUUCUUUGUGAAAUAUGCCGAGAUCUGCAAGUUAGGGAUGGUGGGGAUGAAGAAGAGGGAUCGGAGUGGGAAGAAGAAGGCGAAGGGAAAGGGUGGGAAGGGAAAGGCGUAG
Histoplasma mississippiense is the source of this 408-nucleotide messenger RNA. RefSeq lists its product with no specific name. The coding region runs from base 1 to 408 and encodes 135 amino acids. NCBI's taxonomy places the organism in Eukaryota, Fungi, Ascomycota, Eurotiomycetes, Onygenales, Ajellomycetaceae. Gene Ontology annotation, cellular component: signal recognition particle, endoplasmic reticulum targeting. Gene Ontology annotation, biological process: SRP-dependent cotranslational protein targeting to membrane. Gene Ontology annotation, molecular function: 7S RNA binding; endoplasmic reticulum signal sequence receptor activity. The record is from RefSeq and is a predicted model, not a curated record. The transcript is spliced from 2 exons.